Molecule: messenger RNA, 6076 nt
Organism: Cloeon dipterum
Lineage: Eukaryota; Metazoa; Arthropoda; Insecta; Ephemeroptera; Baetidae
Product: protein lin-10-like
Exons: 21
Coding region: 327-4871 (1514 amino acids)
Biological process (GO): chemical synaptic transmission
Cellular component (GO): cytoplasm; plasma membrane; dendritic spine
Molecular function (GO): protein binding
Source: RefSeq, a predicted model, not a curated record
UAGCAGCAGCAGCGGCUGGCUGCACGACACACACCCCAAGUGGCGGCCCGCCGAACCACACUCGCGCUCGCUCGUUGCCCGUCGCGGCCCCGCUCCGCUCGCCGAGCCGCAGUGCCACUCAGCAGCCUCGAGCAGCCCCGCCGACCGGCCCCAGGGUCGCCCUGACUCCAGAUUCCAGUGGGAGCUGAAAUUAUGCUCUUGGCGUUUUUCCUCUGAAGCGAAGAUUAACCGGGCUCUGCAAACAUUGCGUCUGUGGAAUGAAAUAUAUCAAAUUUACAAGGUGCGCACAAGCGGACUGGGCCCGCUAGGGGCCACGCCAGGGUGCCAUGACCAGUCUGCUGGACAACCUGGACUGCAGUAGCGACAGCGAGGACAUCAACCGGUUGUUCCCCAAGUGCCGUAGCGGCGGCGGCAGUCUCACCGCAGGCAACAACAAGACCUCAAACCCGGACGUGAACCUGAACACGCUGCACGAUGACUGCAACGACAACCGCGUCCUCUCGUUGGUGAUGAGCGGCGGCGGCGACGAGCACGAUAUGGCGCCGCCCAACGCGGCGCCGCCCUCCAACCUCAACGGCCUCGUCGACGCCGACGACGAGGAGACCGAGGAAGAGGACGACGACAUGCAGGACGAGUCGCCGGCCGCCUCUGGGGGCGGCUCGCCCCCCGCCUCCAACGCCGAAGUGCCCAACGGACGCAUCAAGUAUCUGCGCGACUCGCGCAUCGAGAUCGCGGGCGGACGUGAACUCUACUCUCAGAGCAAGAGCAAGGCCGGACGCGCGAAACGCUUUGUACAGGAGGACAGUCUGGGCGCAGCCGCUGCCGCAGUCGGCACUGUCCAGGCCUCUUUGGCCAGCGGCGGCCGAGGCGGCGUGUGGGAAGUGCGCGGCGGCGGCGGGGGCAGCGGGGGCCGCGGCAGGCGGUCGACGCACGCGCAGCCGCCGCCGCUGGAAAUGGUGACCGAGACGGUGUUCUCGACAGAGGUGCGUUCGAUCAGGCGAGUGUCGGACGCGUCGAGGUUCAGAGGCGGCCAGCAGGCGCAGCAGCCGGUCGUGUACGAGGCGCCCGUCGCCCCCGGAGCAGCAGAGGUGGUCGUCUUCGACGACAUCGGUGACUGCCUCACCACCGAUCAGCAGCAACAACAACACCUUGGCCGCCAACUGCACGCCAGCAGCCGCCACCACGAGGACGACUCAUCCGCCGGCUCCAGCUCCACCGGACGGGACACACCGCCAGCCUACCACAGGCCGCCCGCCGACUUUUUCAAGGUUCUGGGUCCGAGCGGCUCGGACGCCGACACCGACCCCUUGUCCCCAGAGAGGUCAAGAGCGCCGCGGGUGAUUGGAGGCCUGCCCAUCGCCGAGUACGAGGGUUCCCCGCGGCGCUACGGCCCGCGCCAGCUGUCCGACUCGCCCAGCAGCCAGCAGCAGCAGACGCCGACGGGGCCCCUGAUCCAGGGCCUGCCCAGCGCACAGUCCCUUCUCUCCUCGCCGUCCGUGUUCCCGCCGAGGCCCGGCUUCCCGCAGCGCGUCGUCUCCAAAGACGCCGAAGACCAGGAGGAGGAGGAUAUACAAGAAAGCCCCAAACUGUUGCCAAUCGUGUCGAGCGAGUCGGCGAACGCGGCCUUCGACUACUUGUACGAGUUCUCGGAGACGCGGAAGGUGCUCGAGGAGUUCUUCAAGCCGAGCUCGCCGCUGCCGAUCGAGGUCGACUUCGCCGAGCUCGACUAUAACCUCCACCGGCAGGCGGGCAACUCGUACGUGGGCCAGCGGCUGGCGGCCAAGGACGCGUCCGAGGAGCCCGCCCCGCAGACCUCGUCGCCGCGGACGCGCAAGGCGGGCGGCACCCCUGACCUCAUAUCACUGAGGGACACCGAGGAGCCGGUCGGUGGCCCCGCCCACCAGUCCGAGGCGAUAUCGCCUGAUCGGACGCAGAGUCUGCUCACCCAGGAGCUGGAAAUCACGUCCAACCACGCUGACGAGGACCUCGCGGAAACUGAGGUGGGACUGCAAGUAGGCCACUCGCGCAACUUCACCCUUUCGCCGGAGACGACCGACUGCGACUCCAAUGAUAUUGAGAGUGAGGUGUCCCUCGAGAACGAAGGGUCGAUGCACUCGAGCGGCGGAGGCCGUCUGUACGGCAGCAUGCCGGUCCUCGAGGACGGCCUCUCGUCGGGCCACGCGAGCGACACGGAAGACUCGGUGCCCCCGCCAGUGGUGCCCGGCGACGCCAACCCAACAAUAAUGCUAAUGAAGAAGCAGAUUUGCGAGAUCGAGCGAGAAAUCCGCAGCCGCGCGGGUAACACCAAGCACGAGGUCAAACCGACGCCCGCGCAAGCGGCCCUGGACUAUAGGGCCGUCGAGGACUUUCUCCGCGGGCACGACAUCACCUACAAGCCGGCCGGAAGUCCACCCACAGACCUCGACGUCCUUGGUGGUCUGCAAGACGCGCCCCCUCCGCCGGCUCCCGCACCGCACCGCAGCGACAAGGGCGGCCCCGGCGAGCCGGCCACUGAGUCAGUGGAGGCGGCCAUCAAGGACAUCCGGCUAACGCUGCAGCGCACCAAAGCUCUGCCCCUGCGCUCACCGCCCGUGCCCGACACCCCCGGCGACGAGGCCACGUGCGGGGGUAGCCCCAUCUGGGUGCCCCGCUAUGAACCCCCCUCGCCGCGGCCGCAGCCACCACCGGCGGUGACGGCCAGCAACGGCCGCGUUUCGCCGCCGAUGGCCCGCCGCCUGCAGCAGGCGCAGCCGACCCUGCAGCAGCCACCCAACGCUCACCUUCUCCAGACGCAGCCUCCCGCACGCCAGAUCAACGUCACGUCGCCGCCGGUCGACCUCGAGAUUAGGAAGGUGGCCGCUGGACCCUCAAGUGACGACGCCGCUGACGAAGAAGAGCUGGACACAGACUUGGAGACAGAUCGUUUACUGGGCCAGCAACGCACCGACGACCAGGGCUUCUUUGACGACAAGGAGUGGCGCAGGCCGAAGCUGCGCAGCGGCGUGCCAGCCACCAAGAGCAGCAGCCUGUCGUCCAAGCAGCCGCCGCAGCCGUCGGUACCGAGUGUGCAGCACCAACCCCUCCCCACCUCUGUCCCGAAUGCCAACGGGGCCUCGUCAGCCCCGAUCGGCAACGACUCUUCGGCCAACAACAGCGACAAGUCACCGUCGCCGCAGAAAAACUUGUCGGCAUUGAAUAAAACCAAUAAAAAGGAGAAGGAGAGCAUCAAGAAAAAAGGCAGGAACAAAGAAGACCUGAUGCGCGACCCGACAGUGCUGAUCGAGGGAGUGCUCUUCAGGGCGCGCUACUUAGGCUCGACGCAGCUCGUGUGUGAGGGCCAGCCGACCAAAACCACCCGCAUGAUGCAGGCCGAGGAGGCUGUGUCGCGGAUCAAGGCCAACCAAAACUGCAGCCCGAACUCCCGGGGUUACGGUGUAGAUGAUGAGGAUGAUGAGUCGGAUGAGUCUAGCGGGGGGCGCGGGGGCGCGCGCGGAGAGAGAGGGGUGGGAGGUGCAGGGUUAAGUGAUGAUGAUGAGGAGGAGGAGGAGGAGGAUUUAGAUGAGGAGGAGGAGGAGGAUGAUGAUGAUGAGGCCGAGGAUGAUGAUGAUGAUGAUGAUGACGACGAUGAGGAGGAGGAGGAGGAAGCGAGGGAGGGCGAGGGCAGUGACUCGGACGAAGAGGACCCUGAGGAGCACGCCGAGAGCGAGCCGCUGGAGGUGGAGGCGCCGCCGCCUGCCGCCACCGCGGUCAUUUCUCUCUCUCCGGGGGGCCGGGGGGUUACCACGUUCAGGCUGCAGUUCCUAGGCUCGAUUGAGGUCGAGGAGGAGGGCAAGAAGCACCGCAAACGCCUCAAGAAGAACAUGGUUGAAGAGGCCGUGUCUAGAGUCAAGGCUCCUGAAGGUGAAAAUCAGCCCAGCACCGAAGUCGACCUUUUCAUUUCCACAGAGAAAAUAAUGGUCCUCAACACAGAUUUGAAGGAAAUAAUGAUGGACCAUGCCCUGCGCACAAUUUCCUACAUAGCCGACAUUGGCGAUCUAGUUGUCCUAAUGGCUAGGAGGCGGUACGUCCCGCAAGACGUAGAAGAAGCACCAAAAAUAAAUCGCACACCCAAAAUGAUCUGUCAUGUAUUUGAAAGUGACGAGGCUCAAUUCAUUGCACAAUCGAUAGGGCAAGCGUUUCAGGUGGCAUACAUGGAGUUCCUGAAAGCAAACGGCAUUGAAGACCACAGUUUUGUCAAGGAGAUGGACUACCAAGAGGUGCUCAAUUCGCAGGAGAUCUUCGGCGACGAGCUGCAGAUGUUUGCCAAGAAGGAAAUGCAAAAAGAGGUUGUCGUGCCUAAAGCUAAAGGAGAGAUACUGGGUGUUGUGAUAGUGGAGUCAGGGUGGGGCAGCAUGCUGCCGACGGUGGUGAUCGCCAACCUGGCUCCGAGCGGCGCCGCAGCUCGGUGCGGCAUGCUCAACAUUGGUGACCAAAUCAUCGCCAUCAAUGGAGUCAGCCUCGUUGGUCUUCCGCUCUCCACCUGCCAGACAUAUAUUAAAAAUUCGAAAAAUCAAACAGUGGUAAAAUUGACUGUUGUUCCUUGCCCCCCGGUGGUUGAGGUCAAAAUCAAGAGGCCUGAUACAAAGUACCAGUUGGGAUUCAGUGUGCAAAACGGAGUGAUAUGUAGUCUGCUUAGAGGAGGAAUUGCCGAAAGAGGUGGAGUGAGAGUCGGACACAGGAUAAUUGAGAUCAACAACCAGAGCGUGGUGGCUGUUCCUCACGAGAAAAUCGUCAACUUGCUGGCGACGUCAGUUGGAGAGAUCUUGAUGAAGACGAUGCCGACUUCGAUGUUCCGACUGCUGACUGGGCAGGAGACGCCACUGUACAUUUAGUGUGCCGGCGCUUUCCCGCUGAUCCACCUGUGGUGCUGACUAUUGCCUGAAUGUGCCUCUGCCACUGGAACUGCUGCUUUGGGCAAACCGUUUUUAUGAUUUCCUCCCUUGAAGACAACAACUAAUAACCGCGCCGCCAAAGAUUGUAGAAGAAAGAGAGCAGGCACACAAUAUCAAGUUCUGUGCUGUUUCUAGUCAUAAUGCCGUGUAAACCUGCGUGAAUGAGAUUUCCCCGGAGCGAGGCAAUAGGCGAGAGCCGCCGCUCACACACGUACACUCACACUACACACACAAUACACACACAGUCACUCACAAACACACAUAUUUAUUAUUAUAACGACACUCGAGUGCUUCUCCUCGACUGAACCUUGAGAAAACUGUCUAUCUGUGCUCUUGUAUGGAUUUGCAUCAAGUCUGCGUGUGCAGUGAAGAUUCUCUGGUUUUUGACACAAAAGGUUUUGAUAUUUAUAUCCCCCCAAACAUCUCGACUAAAAGUUUGUAAGCUGUGCAUCGUGGCCACGAACUCUCUCUCAGGACCUCUCUUUCCGAUGACACACGGGCCGAAAUUUCUAGUGAUAUAUAUUUUUACUCUCUCUCUCUCUCUCUCUCUCUCUAUCUCUCUCUCUAUCCGACCCUCUCAUUCAGUUAUUCAAUCAGUUCGCGAAUUGUGCGUGUUGAAGUUCAAAGCAAUCGAUUGCAUUUAUCAAAUUUUAAUAUUGUACUUUUUGUUGUUGCGACGCGAGUCGACUAUUUUCACAAGUUCUUGUUGUUGUUGACGGCGCUGGCCUGCGCGAGAGAGAAAGAAAGAAACCUAGGUCCUGGCAACUAACUGAUGAUUGAGCAAGCUGGCGAAAAUUGCAUAACAUUGGAUAAUAACAGAGUUUGUCGCGGUUGUGCGACCGAUUGAUGAUAUUGCGCGUAUAUAACUUUUUCAAAAUGACAAACAAAAUAAGUAAGCGAUUCAAGUAUGAAAAAUAUCAAAACUGCAACUGGUGAUGAGAUUUUUGGAGUGUUAACAUUUAUGUCUCAUGUACUCUCAGCAGCUGGGACCAUAAAAAAUCAGCUAGUGUGUAUUUAUGUCUCGGCUAUUUAAAGAAAGGUAACUAUGAACCAGCUAAACCACGCAACUGUAUAUCUAACCUUUGUAGAGCAUUGAUCAGUGUAAAUAACUCAAAUUAAAGAUAAAAAUAUGUGAUUACAAGACA